AUCCUGUGUGAGAUAAUGGAUUUAAUGACAGCUUUAGCGAUCACAGCUGGGGCAGGUGGAGCAGUGGUGUCUGCUCCUAUUGUCCUGGGGGCUGUAGGUUUCACCUCAGUUGGUAUAGCUGCAGGCUCCUACGCUGCAAGCAUGAUGUCUGCAGCUGCUGUGGCCAAUGGAGGAGGAGUGGCAGCAGGAAGUGUGGUGGCUGUUUUACAGUCAGCAGGUAUGGCAGGUCUGUCUGGGGCCGCCACCGCAGCCGUGGGCUCUGUUGGAGGGGCUGUGGGAUUUUUGGCUACUCUCAUCUGAGACCAGGAAAUUAUGAUAAUCAGAAAGAAAAAUAAUAAUAACAAAGAAAAUAAUUACUGUUGUUGGAAACAGUUGCCAAAAGUAUCAGCGUCAUGCUUCAGUAAAGCUUGACUGAAAUGUGAGUGCUGGUAAUGCUGUGGUGUUUUAUUACAAAACACAUGAACACGGUCAAAUUGUGCAACUUAGAAUAAAGCCCUAAUAAUGAAAAGCAUUUUAAAGUUGUGUUCACACAUGAUACAAAUUAUUUUUUACUUUUCCACAGCAUAAUUAUGCUCUGAUAACAAAGUGAUAUCUUAUCAUCUCAGACAUGUUAAAAAACGUUGAUGGUCUGCCCAAAAUGAUUUCUGCUAUAUAAACUGUUGGAAAUAAAUUGCUGACAUUUAAUCUGUCAAACACAUCUGAAA
Pundamilia nyererei is the source of this 704-nucleotide messenger RNA. Its product is annotated as interferon alpha-inducible protein 27-like protein 2A. Bases 16 to 300 code for a protein of 94 amino acids. Gene Ontology annotation, biological process: release of cytochrome c from mitochondria; intrinsic apoptotic signaling pathway. Gene Ontology annotation, cellular component: mitochondrial membrane. NCBI's taxonomy places the organism in Eukaryota, Metazoa, Chordata, Actinopteri, Cichliformes, Cichlidae. The record is from RefSeq and is a predicted model, not a curated record. The transcript is spliced from 4 exons.